AUUAAGGCAGUGGUUGUUUGCAACACCUUAGCCCAUGACUGGAUGCUGCUAUUAUAACCUGCCUGCUAUGUACCUGGAGUCACAUGAUUGUGUGUUAGUAGUCAGCCUUUUUUUUCCCCCAAUAUUCGGGGAGUUAAAAGAGAGAAAGAACAUUACAAGUUUUGAGUGUUUUGCUCUGUAUUUCUUACUACACAGUACACAGGAUUUGAAGCUUGAGAAAGUUGAUUAACUAGUUUGGCAGGUCUGGUACUGCAAGGGAGCCAUUACAGGAAAGGAAAGAAGACAGCAGGGAGAUAUACAGCACUUUGACAAACAUGGAGCUCUGUGAGUCUUUAAAACUGACUUAAAGGAGAAAAACUAUACUGCUGGUGUGGGGUAAUCUUUGGAAACAGGUUUUACCUGACCUCUUCCAGGCUGCUACUUUUCAUACUCUUGUUUUCAGUUUGGUUUGGUCCUCUCCAGAAGGAACACACGACUGAAAUAAUUAUCAACCAUUUCAGCUGAAACAGAAACUCGACGCACUGUAGAAUAUUUUUUCCAGCAGACCAUACAUCUAUGAAUAUUUGGAUGGAAGAAAGAAAAUACUAGUGUUUACACUUUUCCAUCAGAAUGGAUAAUCACAGGAACACACAGAGAGACUCUGAAUUGUCUCUUGAUGAAUAUUCUACUCCCAACGAUGAUGAUGUGCCAUACAGUGAUGAUGAAACUGAUGACGAACUUGAAAGUCCACUUCCACAUACCGAGCCAGAUCAAAACCGCAUCAACAGGGAGGCAGAAGAUGGGCAAGAAACACCAAAGAAAAAAAGUGACUUAACUUGGGAAGUUAAGGCAAAUGACAAGCACUUUUAUGAAGAUCCUAGAUUUCAGAAGAAGAAAUUUUUCUGCAUAAAGAGUAGUAAAUAUGCAGACAAUAGUAUUAAGACCUCAAAGUAUAAUGUCAUCACCUUCCUACCAAGAAAUCUGAUUGAACAGUUUCAAAGAGCAGCAAAUUUUUACUUUCUUGUGCUUCUAAUCUUGCAGUGCAUUCCACAAAUUUCAACAUUGUCGUGGUAUACAACAUUAGUACCUCUGCUGCUGGUACUUGGAAUUACUGCAAUCAAAGAUCUCGCAGAUGAUAUUACACGGCACACAUCAGAUAAUGAAAUUAACAACAGGAAGUGUGAGAUUUUACAAGAUGGCAGGUUCAAGCAAUCAAAAUGGAAACACAUAAACGUCGGAGAUGUCAUUCGUUUGAAGAAAGAUGAUGAUAUUCCUGCUGAUCUUCUGUUACUGUCCAGCACAGAGCCCAAUAGUCUUUGUUAUGUAGAAACAGCUGCACUUGAUGGCGAAACAAACCUGAAGUUCAAAAUGUCGUUGGAUGUCACACACAAAAACCUUCAGCAUGAAGAAGGCCUGGAAAGAUUUGAUGCAUUGCUUGUCUGUGAAGAACCCAACAACCGUUUGGAUAAGAUUACUGGAACAAUGUAUUGGGGAAGUGCCUCUUAUGCUGUUGAUAUGGAUAAAGUCUUGCUGCGUGGUUGCACUGUCAGAAACACAGAUGUUUGUCAUGGACUUGUCAUAUAUGCAGGUACUGACACCAAAAUUAUGAGAAAUGGUGGAAAAACCAGAUUUAAAAGGACCAAAAUUGAUGUGUUGAUGAACUAUUUGGUGUACAUGAUCUUUGUUGUGCUGAUUUUGGUGUCUUCUGGUCUUGCUAUUGGAAAUGCUUUCUGGGAACAGCAAAUGAGGAACAUUUCCUGGUACCUGUAUGACGGACAAGACUGGUCUCCAAACUACCGUGGCUUCCUAACAUUCUGGGGUUACAUAAUUAUUCUAAACACCAUGGUUCCCAUCUCAUUAUAUGUGAGUGUGGAAGUGAUUCGUUUGGGGCAAAGCUACUUCAUAAACUGGGAUAUGCUGAUGUAUUAUGACAAAAAUGACACUGCAGCCAAUGCAAGAACUACAACUCUGAAUGAACAGCUUGGACAGAUUCAGUACAUCUUCUCUGACAAGACUGGAACACUAACGCAGAACAUCAUGGUAUUCAAAAAAUGUGCCAUUAAUGGACAGAUAUAUGGUGAAGCCAGGAAUUCAUCAGGAAAAGAAGUAGACAAGAUAGAGGCAGCAGAUCUUUCAUGGAACCAGUACGCUGAUAACAAACUUACAUUCCAUGAUCAUUAUUUAAUUAAUUGUGUAAAGUCAGAAAAAGAUCCAGAUAUUAAGGAAUUCUUCAAGUUGCUUGCUUUGUGUCACACUGUAAUGGCCGAGCAAAAGGAUGGUGAGUUAGUCUACCAGGCCGCAUCUCCAGAUGAAGAAGCUCUCGUUACAGCAGCUAGAAACCUGGGUUAUGUUUUUCUAAAACGCACACAGAACUCCAUAACCAUAAGUGAGAUGGGGGCAAUAAGGACUUAUGAAACCUUGGCCAUGCUUGACUUCAACAGUGAUAGGAAGCGAAUGUCUGUCAUCUUGAGGGACCCUGAUGGUAAUCUAAAACUAUACUGCAAGGGUGCCGAUACCAUUAUAUACGCUCGGCUACAUGAGGCCAGCAAAAGCAAAGAUGUCACCCAGAAAUCACUUGAUGUCUUCGCAGCUGAAACUCUAAGAACCUUGUGCCUUUGUUACAAAGACCUUGGUGAACAGCAGUUUAGUAAGUGGUUUCAGAAAUACCAGGAUGCUUCUGUUUCAACAGUUGACCGUGAUGCGGCCCUGAGCACAGUAUACGAAGAAAUAGAAACCGAUUUGCUACUUCUUGGAGCAACAGCAAUAGAAGACAAACUGCAAGAUGGUGUUCCAGAAACAAUUUCUAAACUUGCUGAAGCCAACAUCAAAAUCUGGGUCCUUACAGGAGACAAGAAAGAAACUGCUGAAAACAUUGGGUUUAGCUGCCAACUUUUAACAGAAGACAUGUCAUUGUGUUAUGGAGAGGACAUUAACCAAGAGCUUCAAGUAAAACAAGAAAACAGAAGAAACCAUAUUGGUGUAUCAGCACAAGCCAAUCCAAAUAUGAACCAGUCCACACUACCUGAAGGAAAACGAGCUUUGAUAAUCACCGGUACCUGGCUGAAUGAAAUCCUAUAUGAGAAAAAGAAGAAGAAGAAAAAGAAGCUGCUAAAAAUUAGACGUCACAAAACAAAGGAGGAGCUGGAUGAAGAAAAACGUAAAGAAGAGGCCUUGAAGGAGCAGCGUCAGAAAGAUUUUGUGGAUCUGGCCUGUGAAUGUAGUGCGGUGGUUUGCUGUCGUGUCACUCCAAAGCAGAAGGCAAUGGUAGUAAGCCUAGUGAAGAAAUAUAAGAAAGCAGUUACUCUUUCUAUUGGAGAUGGUGCCAAUGAUGUAAACAUGAUUAAAACUGCUGACAUCGGUGUGGGUAUCAGUGGACAGGAGGGAAUGCAGGCAGUGAUGUCAAGCGAUUAUUCCUUUGCCCAGUUCAGGUUCUUGCAAAGACUACUGCUUGUCCACGGCCGGUGGUCAUACAUCAGGAUGUGCAAGUUCUUACAAUAUUUCUUCUACAAAAACUUUUCAUUUACUUUGGUUCACUUCUGGUACUCGUUUUUCAAUGGAUUCUCUGCACAGACUGUGUAUGAAAGCUGGUUCAUCACGCUAUACAAUGUUUUGUACACUAGCCUUCCAGUGCUGCUCGUUGGAUUGCUUGAUCAGGAUGUGAGUGACAAGCUGAGCCUCCAUGUCCCCAAGCUUUACCUCCCUGGACAGAAAGACAAGCUGUUUAAUUAUGUGCGCUUUUUUGAAAGCUUAAUCCAUGGAAUUCUUACAUCAUUGGUUAUCUUCUUUGUACCUUAUGGUGCAUUCCUCCAGACCAUGGGCCAGGAUGGGGAGGCCCCAUCAGAUUACCAGUCCUUCGCUGUCACCGCAGCAUCUGCUCUUGUAAUUACUGCCAACUUCCAGAUUGCCCUUGACACCUCCUACUGGACGUUUGUCAAUGCAUUUUCUGUCCUUGGCAGUAUUGCACUUUAUUUUGGAGUCAUGUUUGACAUCCACAGUGCUGGGAUACACGUCAUUUUCCCAUCCCAAUUUUAUUUUACAGGAGCUGCACCUAAUGCCCUUCGACAGCCAUACCUUUGGCUGACCAUCAUUUUAACCGUUGGAAUGUGCCUGCUUCCUGUAAUUGCAGUUCGAUUCUUUUUAAAGACAGUAGCACCUACUGAAAGUGAAAAGAUUCAAAAGAAUCGCAAGCAGUAUGAGAAGGAAAUUAAAACUCCAAAACCAAGGCCAUCAGUUCUCAGACGUGGUGUAUCUCAGCGCCGUUCAACAUAUGCCUUCUCACAUCAACCUGGGUAUGCUGAUCUAAUUACUACUGGGCGAAGUAUACGUAGAAAAACAGCUCCACGGCGAGUAGGAAUUGCAGCAGCAGAAUUUGCUGCUCCUGAUGGAAGACAAUAAAGUUGUGUUUUAUCCACUUAGCAUUUUACUGAAAAUGUUGCACAGCACGGGAGAACUGUGGAUUUUAUAACAUUAUUUUGUCUCAGGAUUUUAAAGUUCUGCUCAUUAAGUGAACAUGUUGUGAUCUGUGCCUUUCUGGCAUCUCAUCAGAUGGGCUAACAAGUCCUCUCCAACCAUUGAGGCAGCAGUGAAGAGUGAACUGCAUAGAAGUCCAUGAAGAUAGAGAUGGUAAUCUUGUUGAUUCACAACUGAUGUAUGCCACUUUUUAUAUAUUGUAUAGUUAUGUUAAUAUAUUUAAUUUUGGCAGUGAAUCUUUGGAAGAAGAUGGAAACAACAUCAUUAAGAUUUAAAAAUGCCAUUUGAUGCUAGUGUAGUAUGUGUAGUUUUGAAAUAUUUUUAUAGUCUCAUUACCCCAUUCUUUCCUUGAACUCACCAAGUGACACUGCAGAUAGGGACUGCAUGAGUCCUGUUGUGUGGCAUCAUCGUGCACACGUCUGUUCAUUGUGAGCAGGUCAAGCUUCAUCUUCAGUCUUCUGGGGGAAAAUGUGCCUUUCCACUGUAGCAUUUUAUUUGCUACAGGCAUUUUGUCUGUAUUCAGAGCCUUUAUUUUUGCACUAUUUGUUAUUUUUAAUGGGAACUAUUUAAUCAGUUUACUGACUUUUGUAGUGUUGUACCCCUAAAACUCUUAAGUGACUAGAAAAAAUAUUUUUCUUGACUAUAAUAAAAAAAUGGUGCCUCUCUAGCUGAUAAACCCCAGCACUGUGCAAUUACAAAUUAUUAAAGCAAUACAUUGCUGGAAAAGUGUACAUUUUAAUAUUUUCAGGUCUAUGUAUUUUUUUUUCAUUCAGCUGAAGUUAAGUGUUAACUGUAUUUUACUAGAAAUACAGUGUACUGUCAUGUUUGCUUAUUUUAUCACUGUGACUUACAACUAACUGUUAAUGGGGGACUUUUAAAAUGUGGUACAUUUCAAAUAAAGAAUACAUUCAUUUAUUUAAA
Molecule: messenger RNA, 5370 nt
Organism: Protopterus annectens (West African lungfish)
Lineage: Eukaryota; Metazoa; Chordata; Ceratodontiformes; Protopteridae
Gene: ATP8B1
Product: ATPase phospholipid transporting 8B1
Exons: 30
Coding region: 610-4374 (1254 amino acids)
Biological process (GO): Golgi organization; phospholipid translocation
Cellular component (GO): plasma membrane
Molecular function (GO): ATPase-coupled intramembrane lipid carrier activity; ATP hydrolysis activity; ATP binding
Source: RefSeq, a predicted model, not a curated record